CGUUUUGUUUGCAGCUAAAUUAAACAAAAAUAUAUUCGAAAAUAAAUUCUGACAAAAAAAAUUAAAAGAUAAAUGAGUCAAUGUAAUUUUGAGUUAUUUGCGCUUAAUGUGGUGAAGAAAAAAUAUUUUUUAAAAUUAUUUCAAUUCAGACGUUCGUGGUUUGUAGUUGUGUGAAGAAAAAUUUAACGGAAAUUAAUAGUGAAUUUUACAAAAAAAAAAAAAUUAAAAAUAACAUAAAAUAUACAAAUAGUGUUUUGUAAUUUUGUUUCUUCUUUGGGAAUAUUUUUAAGCUAAAUUUACUACAACGGCUACAGCAGUGCAAAGAAUUUUAAAACUGUUAAUGCAAUUGCAGCACAAAUUGCUGCGUAGUCAACUCAACUGCAUUAGCAAAUACAUACAGCAGCUCUAAACAAACAAAAAAACUCAGUUUUUAAGGCAACGUUUUCAAAAAUCUUCUACUAAAAAAUUAUACUAAAUUGUAAACUAAACCAAAUAAAUACCUCAUCUACACGUUAAACCUAAAGAAAAUAAUUUAUUUUUUAUAAAAAAAAUUAUUUAAUUAUUUAAAUUUAGUUAAAAGCAAUAUUUACAUUAAAUACUACAACAAAUCAACUUUACACAUCAUUAACAGAAAGAAGUACCUGAAAUUUUAGUUUUAAUUGAAACAAAUUAUAGUAAAUCUGGGUAUAUUAAGGUUAAUCUUUAAAGAUUAUCUUUUUGCUAAAAUGGGUCCCCCACACUCUACCGCAGUCAAUGGUUCGGAGCUGCCACCCAAAACUACCGAACACUGUGAGGCUCCUCGUGAGCUCAAAGGCUACCGCAAGUGGUUGAGUGAAAACCUUAUGCUGCUGGUCACAUUGUCUGGUGUCAUGUUGGGUGUCAUUCUAGGCUUCUCUCUACGCCCGCUUCACCUGCAUGAAGACUCGAUAAUGUUGAUCUCGUAUCCGGGUGAAUUGUUUAUGCGUGUCCUCAAAUUAAUGAUUUUACCGCUGGUCAUCUCAAGUCUUAUUGCCGGCUCGGCCAGUCUGAAUGCCCGCAUGAAUGGCAAAAUUGCUUUGAGAACGUUGGUGUAUUUUGCCAGCACAUCAUUGUUGAAUGCUGCAUUGGGCAUAGCAUUGGUCAUGCUUAUACAUCCUGGUGACCCGGAUUUACAUAAUACUACAGAUCGUUCCACGGAUAAAAGGGCUGUGAAUUUAUUGGAUAGUUUAUUGGAUUUGGGAAGAAACGUCUUUCCGGAUAACUUAUUCCAAGCCUCAUUUCAACAAGCGCACACUGUUUAUCUGCCUAAACCUUCAAUAGUCCAUACAUUUAAUGAAACUGUCAAUGAUACCGCUCUAAUUGGCAGCAGUGCCGGUGGUGGUGGCGGUAGUGGUGAUGGUAUCGAUGACACUACAGACGAUGUGGAUGGCGAAGAACCACAACUGAUACGUGUUAUCCAGUAUCGCAGCGGCACCAAUACCCUGGGCAUUGUAUUCUUUUGUUUAGUUUUUGGCACAUUCCUUGGCACUAUUGGUCAAAAAGGACAAGUAGUGGUCGAUUUUUUUGCAGCCAUCUUUGAAGUUGUCAUGAAAAUGGUGACCUGCGUCAUGUGGCUGACACCGGUGGGCAUCAGUUCGGUGAUAGCGGGCAAAAUAUUGAGUGUUAACGAUCUACAUUUGGUGAUGGCCCAAUUGAUGUGGUUCAUACUAACGGUGGCGGUCGGUGUCGUCUUGUAUCAGUUGGUCAUCAUGCAGGCCAUUUACUAUGUUAUCGUGCGUCGCAAUCCCUUCAAAUUCUAUGCAGGAUUAAUACAAGCCAUGCUAACUGCAUUUGCGACAGCUUCAACUGCUGCUGCACUUCCUGUAACAUUCCGUUGCAUGAAUGAUAAGUUACGUGUGGAUCAACGUAUAACACGUUUCGUUUUACCCAUUGGCUGUAAUGUCAAUAUGGAUGGUACUGCUCUAUUCAUCUCAAUUGCUUCGAUAUUUAUUGCUCAAAUGAGUGGCAUGACUUUGGGUUUUGGUGAACUUGUCACGGUACUCUUGACAUCGACAGCUGCUUCCAUGAGUUCGGCCAGCGUUCCCAGUGCUGCUUUGGUUUUAUUGUUGGUGGUUUUGACAGCUAUCGAUGCACCGGUUCAGGAUGUUACACUACUAUUUGCCGUUGAUUGGUUUGUCGAUCGCAUACGCACUACGAAUAACAUGUUGGGGGAUUGCUACACAGCUGCCGUAGUUGAGGAGUUAUCACGCAAAGAAUUAAUGGCUCUCGAUGCUGCUGUACUCUAUCAGGAAAUUCCCAUUAGUACACCAAAUGGUCAUGUCAGUUUAGAAGGACAAACUGAAUUGGAUAGUAAUUGUACUAUACCGGAUGCUGUUAUCGUUGAUAUGAAUGUGGUUAUUAACAAAGUGCAUCAGCAACAGCAACAGCAGCAACAUCAUCACAAUGGUCAUGCAAAUAAUAAAAUUUAAAAGCGAUACAAUUUUAAGAAGAUGGCAGAAAUAUUAGAAGCAGAAAAAAAGAAAAUUAACAAUAUUUUGUAUUAAGGCAAAACUAAUAAUUAAUAUUUUAACAUGAAAAGAAAAGAAAAGAUAAUAACUAAUUACACAUUAUAAGUAUUAAGAUUUAGUAAAGAUGGUAGUGUUCCAAUGAAAAAUAAUUCAAAUACAAUAUUUAAACUGUCAAUUUCUAAAUAAUCAAACACAACACACACCCACAAACAUAAAAAAUUCCGCCAUUUAAUUCGAAAACAAUAAAAUGCAUUAUUAUACAAUAUUAAGAGAUUAUUGGCUUGUUGGAAAAAAGACUUGAACAAUUUUUAUUCCCAUAUCCUUUUCUAACAAAAAAAUUGUAAAAAAAAUAAACAAAUUCUUAAAGCCAGACUGUUAUUUUAACCAAAAAACAAACAAAUAUUAAACAAUAUUCCAAAAUUAAAAUAGAUUUAUAAAAACAAUUUUAUUAAAUUAUAUCAAUAACCCACCAAAAUCUAUACUUAUACUAAAACUUUAAAAAAUUAUUAAAAAAAGAACUCCGUUUUGAAUCAAAAAAAUAAAA
Calliphora vicina (urban bluebottle blowfly) is the source of this 3030-nucleotide messenger RNA. It is a transcript of the gene Eaat2, whose product is annotated as Excitatory amino acid transporter 2. Gene Ontology annotation, molecular function: glutamate:sodium symporter activity; L-glutamate transmembrane transporter activity; neutral L-amino acid transmembrane transporter activity. The transcript has 8 exons. Bases 726 to 2447 code for a protein of 573 amino acids. The record is from RefSeq and is a predicted model, not a curated record. Lineage: Eukaryota; Metazoa; Arthropoda; Insecta; Diptera; Calliphoridae. Gene Ontology annotation, biological process: L-glutamate transmembrane transport. Gene Ontology annotation, cellular component: plasma membrane.